AUGCAUGUGGAAUUCUUCUGUCUUCUUUCUUAUCUGCCUCUGUUUUGCUCACUCUUUUUCCUUCCCUUCUCUUAUUCUCUUCUCCUUUUCUUUCUUUCCCUCCUUCCAUUCCCUUUUUUCCUUCCUUCCUUUUAUUCUCUUCUUCUUUUCUUCUUUCUUUCCCUCCCUCAAUUCCUUCUUUUUCACCUUCUUUCUUUUCUCCUUUUCUCCAACUCCUAUUCUCUCCUUCCCUCUCUUUCCUCUUAUAGUCUUUCACAUUACAACAUUGUCCAACAGUUUCUUUUAAAAUAUCAUGCAGGUAAAUACCAUUUUCUUUUUUACAUUUUCUCUUUCAAGCAGAUUUUCCUAAGCAAUGUUUCCUUUCUUGUUUCUUUUUCUCUGCUUUUUUUUUCUUCUCCUCCUCCUUCUUUUUUCAUCCUUUCCCCCUUUUUUCUUUUAGUUUUUUUUUCUCCUCUUUCUUUCAACUUUUUCCCCUUCUUUCUCUUUUUCUUUUCAUCUUUUUCCUCUUGCUUCACUUUUAUUUUUUCUUAUUCCCUUCCUUCCUUCAACUUUUCCCCCUUCUCUUUUAGUUUUUUCUUCUUUUUCUCCUUAUGUCAUCUUUCUCCCCCUUCUUUCUUUUAA
Acanthosepion pharaonis is the source of this 621-nucleotide messenger RNA. The record is from the annotation of a GenBank genome assembly. NCBI's taxonomy places the organism in Eukaryota, Metazoa, Mollusca, Cephalopoda, Sepiida, Sepiidae.